AGGCGGCGCUAUAGGCGGGGCCGGGCGGGGCGAUGCUGCGGGUGCGGUGCCUGCGCGGGGGCAGCCGCGGCGCCGAGGCCGUGCACUACAUCGCAUCGCGGCUCGGAAGAGCGUUCACCGGCCGGGUGCAACGAACUUUCCAGAGCACCCAGGCGGCUGCAGCCACCCCCGACCCCUGCGCUGCAGCCGACAAGGCCCCGGACCCCGUCCCCAAAGAUUGCCCCGUCUCCUCCUACAACGAGUGGGACCCCCUGGAGGAAGUCAUCGUGGGGAGGGCCGAGAACGCCUGUGUCCCGCCGUUCACCGUGGAGGUUAAGGCCAACACGUACGAAAAGUACUGGUCGUUUUACCAGCAGCAUGGAGGGCGUCCUUUCCCCCCGGACCACGUGCGGAAAGCUGUGGCUGAGAUCGAAGAGAUGUGCGAUAUAUUGAAGAUGGAGGGGGUGACCGUCAGGAGGCCCGACCCCGUUGACUGGUCGCUGACCUACAAGACCCCCGAUUUCGAGUCUUCGGGUCUGUAUGCGGCGAUGCCCCGAGAUAUCCUCAUAGUGGUCGGGAACGAGAUCAUCGAAGCUCCCAUGGCUUGGCGGUCCCGCUUCUUUGAGUAUCGAGCCUACAGAUCCAUCAUCAAGGAUUACUUCCACCGCGGGGCCAAAUGGACGGCCGCCCCUAAGCCCACCAUGGCCGACGAACUCUACGAUCAGGACUACCCUAUCCGGUCCGUGGACGACAGACACAGGUUGGCUGCUCAGGGAAAAUUUGUGACGACCGAAUUUGAGCCGUGUUUCGACGCCGCCGACUUCAUUCGAGCUGGAAGAGAUAUAUUUGCCCAAAGGAGCCAGGUAACCAACUACCUGGGGAUCGAGUGGAUGCGCAGGCAUCUGGCCCCGGAUUACCGAGUCCACCUCGUCUCCUUCAAAGAUCCCAACCCGAUGCACAUCGACGCCACCUUCAACAUCAUCGGGCCCGGGCUGGUCCUGUCCAACCCAGACCGGCCCUGCUACCAGAUCGAACUCUUCAAGAAAGCAGGCUGGACCGUAGUUACUCCUCCGAUGCCGCUGAUCCCUGACGAUCAUCCCCUGUGGAUGUCAUCCAAGUGGCUCUCCAUGAAUGUCUUAAUGCUGGAUGAAAAGCGUGUCAUGGUGGACGCCAAUGAGAUCCCAAUUCAGAAGAUGUUCGAGAAGCUAGGUAUCUCUACCAUCAAGGUGAAUAUCCGUCACGCCAAUUCGCUGGGCGGUGGUUUCCACUGCUGGACCUGUGACAUCCGCCGCCGGGGUGUUUUGACUAGCUACUUCGACUAGCCCCGGGAGCGGCGGCGGAAAAACCCGGGGUGUCCGACGCGGGCUUCGUCGGUCCCCGGAAACCCCCCGCCAGGAGCCGGAGUGCUGUCGUCCGCAGCUCCCCAGACCCGCUUCAAUUCACACUCCUCCUCCUCCUCCUUGCCGUCGAGACCCCCGUGCGGGUCUCGGAGCUGCCGGGAGGAAACACAUCUCUCAUCCAGUCACCUUCCGCUCGCCUCUUAAGCGGGGUAAACCCGAUGCCGUGUGUCCCAGGGCCACCGUUUGCCCCUAGAGCCCUUUGGCUGGCCACUAAUUUUUAACCAUCUACCUCCGUUUUAAUUUUCUAUCCGAAAGGCAGCUUGAUGGGCUAGACCUGCAUUUAACUCUCUUCCUUUUCAGUGGUGUUGAAUUUAUCACUUUAUUAAAAAAUGAAAAAUAAUAAAAAAAAAUCCAGAUCGUAAGUGGAA
Ornithorhynchus anatinus (platypus) is the source of this 1747-nucleotide messenger RNA. RefSeq names its product glycine amidinotransferase (gene GATM). Gene Ontology annotation, cellular component: mitochondrion. NCBI's taxonomy places the organism in Eukaryota, Metazoa, Chordata, Mammalia, Monotremata, Ornithorhynchidae. The transcript is spliced from 9 exons. The record is from RefSeq and is a predicted model, not a curated record. Gene Ontology annotation, biological process: creatine biosynthetic process. Bases 33 to 1301 code for a protein of 422 amino acids. Gene Ontology annotation, molecular function: amidinotransferase activity.